AUGGAGGAAAAGUCUCACGGAGUGUGUGCAGCUCCAGUGGAGAAGCAGCAGCGUCUACAGAUAAUCAAAGACAAGAUUGAAGCCAGGGCCGAGAUCCUUUCUCGCCCACAGCGUUUUGCCAGCAGCAGGGCACUUUCACGACGGGAGAUGGAAAUUGAACAAGCGCUGUUUCAGGGGAAUGAUCGUCUGGGGUUUCUCACCGCACUUUACCACAGAGACCAAUCAGACAACCGGACCAAGCCUCUGUCAGUACAGCAGGAUGGACAUUCUGAGACGUUAGAGCAGCAGCAUCAGAGGGAACGUCUGGACCAAGAGGAGGAAACACAACAACAGGAUGCUCAAACGAAGGUAGAAAUAAAUCAGCCAAUCGGCAGCCUGCGAGGAACAUCAAAGGCAGGGUCUGCAGAUCCGCUGACUCUCAGGGGCCAGAUUGACAAGAUCACAAAUGAAGAAAUCCGACAGAACCGUGAGUCUGAUGACGGGAUCCGAAGUAUUCCGAGGUUCUAUAACUACCAGCCAGGAAAUCCCUCAAAGGUGCUCUGUGUCAAGAACCUCAGUGCACAGGCCUCAGUGGCCCAGCUGGUGGCGCUGUUUUCCAGAUUUGAGCCAGAUAAGGGACCACCUAUUAUUUACAAGUUGCUGACGGGAAGAAUGAAGGGUCAGGCCUUCAUCACUCUGUCAGACCCCGAAAUGGCCCAGAAUGCAUUGCAGUUGAUCCAUGGAUACCGGCUGCUUGGAAAACCACUGGUGGUGGAGUUUGGCCGAGAGAGACCGGAAUUAGAAUCCAUGGAUACCGGCUGCUUGGAAAACCGCUGGUGGUGGAGUUCGGCCGAGAGAGACCGAACUCUCGAACACUCGAAUUAG
This is a messenger RNA of Cynoglossus semilaevis (tongue sole), 864 nucleotides long. RefSeq names its product RNA binding motif protein 41 (gene rbm41). The record is from RefSeq and is a predicted model, not a curated record. Gene Ontology annotation, molecular function: U12 snRNA binding; pre-mRNA intronic binding. Lineage: Eukaryota; Metazoa; Chordata; Actinopteri; Pleuronectiformes; Cynoglossidae. The transcript has 5 exons. Gene Ontology annotation, cellular component: U12-type spliceosomal complex. Gene Ontology annotation, biological process: mRNA splicing, via spliceosome. The coding region runs from base 1 to 864 and encodes 287 amino acids.